ACACAUUUAAAUGGUCUUAAUAUCGAGAAAAUUCGUCUGUACCUGUAUUAGAAGGCAUUUAAAUUCAGUUUUUUGAUAAUAUCGGUCCUACAAUAAUGUCUUCCGACAUGGCAGAGCGGCGGUUAAAUAGAAAAAAGAUGGUGGACAAUAAAAUAAAACUUCUGAAUUUUUUCCUUUCGUCAGGAAGGGAUUUUCUACAAGAAGUGUUGGAGGUUUACACCUCGCCGGGACUUUUGUACGGAGAAUUAGAGCGAUCCACAUAUUUCUUUAAUCUCAGCCACGCCGAACAAGAAUCAUUGUUUUCGCUUAAAAAGGAAAACACGUUUUCUGAUUUAGAAUUAGAUCAGGUGUUUGAAUUUUUGAGGAGAUUUACCCGUAUACGACAGCCAGCUUGUGCUUGGUGUGGUCAGUGCUCUUUGGCGGACUUUGAUAGCGAACACGUGGGAGAAAAUAUAGAAAAAUUAAUGUCGAUCUGGAACGUAGUAAAUAAAACGAAUUCCAUCCCAAGUGAACAGUAUAAAGAAUAUGUGCGGACUUUGACAAAUAUAGGACAUAAUGUCUCAACUUUGUUGGCUUGUGGUAAAAGUUUCCGAGAGUCAGUUAACCAGGAAUUGGGAAAAAUAGAAACCUUCCCGGACAAUCUCCAGAUUGUGACCUAUGAAAAAGAUGUUUCCAUGCAAAUUGGACAUAACAACAAAUGCAUCUUAAAUGUGAAAGUUUUCAAUCAUUUAGAAAACGAUACAGAAUCAAACGAUAGUGAUGCUGAUGAUCUGGUCAAGAUGAUUCUCCAUAUGGAGGCGCCGUCAUCAUCCGGGCUUUUCAUCGCCCAUAUCGAGGAGAAUGUUCUCAAGUCACUUUCUGGGCAAAAGUUAGAGAGUGUCAAUGCAGUUCUGAAGGAAAAAUUUGGUGUGGAAAUCGUCGUUCAUAGGAAAGGCUGUAUUGUUCUUGUGCUGCGCAAAAGUAUGCCAUUCUCUAAAAACCUGUUAGACGCCAAGAUUCUGGAGCAGUUUUUAAAAACUUUAUUUGGAUACGCCGGACUUUCCACUGAAGAAAUGUCUAUGAUGACUUUCCGAAUAGACGUUACAAAGGGGGAUUCUGAGGACGUAGAUAGGGUAGACUACCAUUCAACAACAAGAGACAUUGAAGUGAUGCUUUCUCCAGCAAAUGCAGUGCAAUCUCUAUCGACAGAAAAGAAGAAAGAACUGGCGUCUCUCAUUGUAUCGGGAAUUGCUGGUCAGAAUCUGAGGGGCUUGGAUGAAGAACUUCAGAUCCAAGCAGACUUCAUACCAACAAAAGGAACUGUGACGUAUAAACAUGGUAACAAAUAUAUCAGCUCUAACCAAGCUGCGGAUUCUUUAAAGGAAAAUGAAUCAACAAAAGUUGGCGGCAUUGAAAAUGUGCAGAUCGAAAAUGCGUUACGAGACAAUCCUUUUUCAGUGCAAAUAACUGAUAAUUCAACGCAGCGAAUAUGUUACACGUACGACGAGGUUUCAGGAAACGCUCGGAAUUUCCCCACAGAAAAAAUAUCAAACCGGGACCAAAUUAACCACUUCCGGAAUGAAUCAAAACACAGAACAAAGAGAGUCUGUGAUGUUCCACUCCUUAUUUCUUCCAUAGUUUUCUUAUGUUCAUCUCUGCUCAUUCUCUGUCUCAUCAUGGUUCUCCGAACGAAUUCUGAUUUCCAACUAAAACCCUGUGACAGUAGCUACUCCCAUACGUACAUGAACCCUCAAGCAGAAAAGAGGAUUGUCAUACGAAAUAUCAGUGGAUCCAUCCGUCAGUUAAUGAAAAAUAGCAAAAAUAACAUUGUACAUCUAGACUUGAGUUUCAACAGAAUAUCAUUUAUGAAUUUUUCGGAAUUGGGUGAGUUUUCUCUGCUUCGUGUUUUGAGUCUGUCGCACAAUAACAUACAACGGACGGACGGCAUAGAACGAAUGCCAGAACUUCAAGAGUUAGAUAUAUCAUUCAAUCGUCUUCAAGGAAUUGAUGAGUUGCAUAAACAAACAAAAUCAUGCGUUAGAUUCCUGAAUAUAAGUGGAAAUAGCAUUUUCAGUCUGCAGCACACAGAUUUCUCGAAUUUUCCAUGUUUGGAAUUCUUGGAUAUCUCAAACAAUCCAAUUCAGAAACCAUUUUUCGUUCGAUUCCCUACUUGUUUGCUAACAGCCAUUUGUAAAAGUCGUUUCAAUUCAUCUACAAUUUUGAUUGAUUGUUCACACGUCGUUAGUAUGUUGCCUACACACACUAAGCCAACGCGGGCAAAGAUUAUAAGUGCCAAAGAGACUAGUACUGUAAAUCGUGAAACAAAUCGGAUCCCAAUUCAGACGAUUAAAGAGAUAGGCUCUACACUGAGAAGGACCAUAGAGUCAUUGUUUUCAACCAUAAGGAUACUAUCCUUUCCAAUUUCCACCCUUCUCUAAUAAUAGUAUGCAAGAUAGAUCACCGGGGCAUUGAACAUGCGUUCUAAUUUGUAAAUGUGGUCAGGAGACCUUUACGCGCCUUCACUAUUCAUAAAGCACCCACUACUCUCGAUACCAAAAUGAUUGACGACAAGGUUAUGAUGUUGGAUCGUUUUUGUGACUCCCAAGAUGACAUCAAAAAGAAUAUUGUGGAGGCUAAAGUUGCGCAAGCCAGAAUUCCACGAUGUCCUUAAACACGCGUAGCCAAACUGUUGGUCGAGUGAUCCCAUUAUGGUUACUUGGGGUUGGGAUUCAACAAGGCUGGUGCCAUCCACACCGAUGAGAACACACGGCCAUAAACUGCUAUAAAACCAAAAUAUCGUUUUCGGAUUGAAGUUUACGAUAGCGUAGAAGUAUGUUUAUUAGUGAUUAUUUUGAUGCGUGUCAAAUAUUCAUUUCUCGGUUACCGUCAUUUUUAUCAUUAUCCGUCUAAUUUUUUCUGUUGAUGUGUAAUCAAUGUUAAUUAUCAAAUGUAUGUGAAUUAAACAAAUAAAAUAGAACCUCAUGCAAACAUAUCUGAAGAUGAACACAAAUAGGGCGACGUAUCUCGAGAACUUUCAGAGAGGCAAUAAUCCCCAACUCUCUGUGGAGUAAUUUUAAAAUCCUGAUGGCUUUGAAAGUGUGUCCUAUACAAACGUUUCACGAGAUAACUUCCUUUUCUGACAUUCCUGUCUUAAUUUUACUUAAUAUGUCCUUAAUUCCAUCUCCUCUUCCGACCACCUUCCCCAAGUUAUUUAUUCCAGGACAGGAAUGAUUAAUUAAAUAAGGAGACAAAAAUUAGGAUGGGACACUUGUCUCUAACCUGCUGGUUUGCGAUAAGUUGGUGGCAUGUUUUAAAUCAAGCUAGUCCCAUCUUUUUUGCCAAUUUUUUAGUCAUGUGUUUUUUUAUUGUGUAUAUACAGUUUUGUAUUUGUAUUCUAUAUUAAUUAGGGCAAAUUUAAGAUAUGCUCUUAUUGUAUGGUAUGUACCUUUUUGGGUUGUUCUCAUUUUCCCUGUGACAGGUAUAACGUAUAUUUUAUAUAAGACAAUACUGCUACAUGUAUAUUGUUUUGACUUACAUUGACAGUUGUAAUAAAUGCUCUUUUUCAAUUCAAA
Ostrea edulis (European flat oyster) is the source of this 3551-nucleotide messenger RNA. RefSeq lists its product as uncharacterized. Gene Ontology annotation, molecular function: protein binding. The transcript has 4 exons. The record is from RefSeq and is a predicted model, not a curated record. NCBI's taxonomy places the organism in Eukaryota, Metazoa, Mollusca, Bivalvia, Ostreida, Ostreidae. Bases 96 to 2417 code for a protein of 773 amino acids.